This is a messenger RNA of Closterium sp. Yama58-4, 3696 nucleotides long. Lineage: Eukaryota; Viridiplantae; Streptophyta; Zygnematophyceae; Desmidiales; Closteriaceae. The record is from the annotation of a GenBank genome assembly.
AUGGUGAUAUCUAGACGGAAUCGGCGCCGCACAGCUGGCGCUGCGGGCCAGGGUCAUGGCGAGCGAUCGUCGCUGUUUCAAUUCAGCCACGUGGCACGGAGCAAGCGAUUUUGGCUGAUCUGCAUCGCGCUCGUGGCGGGAUAUAACCUCCUCGUCAUGAAUCUCGCAGGUCGGGAGGUGGACAGCCCCCCUCUCCGCGUGUGGUCCUUCCUAUUGGGCGGCAGUGACGUGGAGCGCGUACCUGGCGACCCCGCAUUGGCUGACGAGCCCACCGCUGACGUCACCACCAAGGCUCUGUACGACGAGAUCGCGUUCGAGAACCUUCCGGGAGGCGUGUGGACGCAGGGUUUCCCCCUGGAAUACACGGGGCAUGAGUGGGACGAGGAGCCAUUGCGAGUGCUGGUGGUGCCGCACUCCCACAACGACCCUGGUUGGCUGGAGACAGUGGAGCAGUAUUACAGGUCGAGCACGCGCGGCAUCAUUGAUACCAUCGUCAACUCCCUCUCCGAGAAACCGACUCGCAAGUUCAUAUGGGAGGAGAUGUCGUACCUGUCGCGGUGGUGGAUGGACGCGAGUGAGGAGAUGAAGGGCAAGCUCAAGGCGCUCCUGCAGAACGGACAGCUCGAGAUCGUGGGCGGCGGAUGGGUCAUGAACGAUGAGGCAAACUCUCAUUACUUCGCCAUCCUGGAACAGAUAACGGAGGGCAACACGUGGCUGCACGAUGCAGUGGGGGUGGUACCCACCAAUUCAUGGUCCAUCGACCCCUUCGGCUACAGUGCCACCAUGCCCUACCUGCUGCACCAGUCCGGCUUCCACAACAUGCUCAUUCAGCGCGUGCACUACGAGAACGUGGCAGAGAGGGCAGCGACCAUUCUCGACCAGUGGCGCAAGAAAUCUCUCCUCUAUCGUUCCAAAGUCGUGCUGGUCCCUCUGGGCGACGACUUCAGGUAUCCAACCAUGCGGGAGGCCCAAGCGCAGUUCACCAACUACGAGCUGCUCUUUGACUACUUCAACUCCCACCCGCACCUAAGAGUCAACGCCAGCUUCGGCACCCUGGGAGACUAUUUCAACGCUGUCCGAGAGGCCGCUGUUAGAGACGCUACUCUUCACAGCAAGGGCGCUGUUAACGAGGCUAGUGCUGUUAAUGAGGCGACUGCUGUUAACGAGAGCGGCUGGUUCGGGCGCGGCGCAACCUGGCGCUGUUUCAACACCACGACGGCAUCACAGGGGCGUCUUAGGCACAAUAACACUGGCCCUGUCCCCCUCUUCUCUUCCUCUUCCUUCACCAGUUUCGCAGAGCGGCUAGUAAGGGCGAGGCGCAACCUGGCGCUGUUUCAACACCACGACGGCAUCACUGGCACGGCGCGGGACCCCGUGGUGGUGGACUAUGGGCUGCGCAUGCACACCGCUCUCAAUGACCUCAAUGACCUGAUGUGUGCGGCGGUGGUGGCGCUGCUAUCAGACUCGCCCACGCAGGACCCUGAGAAGUCGCCCGUACAGCUGCGCCCAGAGCAGCACCGCACGCAGCAACACAUCCUCCCCUCCCACCUCCCCCUCUCCUUCCCCGCUUCCUCCCCCCACACCGCCUCCUCCACUCCCGGGUCCGCUGGGGUGGGCGGUGGAGGAGAGGGAGAAGAGAGGGGCGCGGGGGCAGGUGGGACUGGGGAAGGUGGGACUGGGGAAGGUGGGACUGGGGAAGGUGGGACUGGGGAAGGCGUGGGGGCCAGGCGGCGUGUUCUGGAGGUGAAAGCAGGGGAGCAGCCAGGCACGGAGCAGAGGGGGCUAGAGGUGCAGGAGGAGGGAGGGGCGGGUGGCACUGUGCGGCGCGUUGUGGUGUAUAACCCGCUGGAGGAGGAGGUGAAGCAGGUCAUCUCCGUGGUGGUGGAAAUCCCUCUCGUCGCAGUGCUCAGCCCCAAGGGCACGUGCCUGCCAGCCCAGGUCAUGCCAGAGUGGGUCAACCCGCCAACCUUCACUCCCAAGCCUCCCCAAAACGCCUCCUCUACCACCACAACCAGUGCGGUUGCAGGAGGAGACGGAAUGAGUGAAGGAGCAGCGAGUGGAGCAGGAACGCUUAGGUUUCAUGGAGGGCUGCCAGGAGGAGGGCUGCCAGGAGGAGGGGUGGGAGGAGGAGGGGUGGGAGAAGGAGGGGUGGGAGGAGGGGUGGGAGAAGGAGGGGAGGUUGGUCAUAGGAUCCGGAACAGAGUGCAUGAUGAUGGUGACUUUGACGCUGCUGCUAGAUCUGACUUGCCCGACCAGGUCAUUACAGUGCGCAGCACAGAUACUGCUGCUGCUGGUGGUGAUGGUGCAGAGGUGGGGGUGGAGGAGGAUGAAGGGGAGCAGGGCAGUAAGGAGGGUGAUCUAGACUUGGAUGAGCUUCAGAAGGUAGCAGAGGCUGCUGCUAAGAUGGACAAGCAAGGGUGGGAGGAGGCAGCGGAUGGGCUGGAGGAGUCACAUGUUGUGGAUGAGCCAUUGUUGCAGGAGGAGGAGGAAGAGGAGCAUUUGAUGCCGGUUGUGCGCUCUGUCAUGCUCUACAAAGUCCGAGCCCCUCAGGGCUUGCUGAUAGAAACGCGCCACCACGUCAACAUCUCCUCAACAUCGGUUGACAACAAGGAGCUGGUGGUGCGCUACCGCACGUCCAUCGACUCCUCGCGUCUCUUCUACACCGACUCCAAUGGCUUCCAGACUGUUCGACGCGAGACGCUCCCCAAGCUGCCCACGCAGGGCAACUUCUACCCCAUGCCCGCCCUCGCCUUCCUCCAAGACCCCUCGGGCAUCCGGUUCUCAGUUCACACGCGCCAGGCUGUGGGCGUGGCCAGUCUCAAGACUGGCUGGUUGGAAAUGAUGUUGGAUCGCCGGCUCCCACAGGACGACAACAGGGGCAUGCAGCAGGGCGUGUUAGACAACCACCCCACCCACACCAUCUUCCACCUCGUCCUCGAAAAAAACACCUCUGCCCGCCCCUUCCCUGCCGCCGCCUCCUCCGCCGCCCUCCUCCCCUCCCUCACUUCGCAACGAAUCGGCUCCCGGCUAAACUACCCGGUGUAUCUUUUUGUCGGGCAGCCCGAAAGCCCGUCGAUAUUUGUUUCCGGGCAGGAUGGAGAUGCUGGACGAGGGGCGGGCAGGAAGGGGAGUGGCAGCAGCAGCAGCAAUGGAGGGAAGGCAGUGAAACCGGGUGUUUUGGCCGGCACUGUGGAGCCGAAGCCGGGCGGCCUUGGUUGGACGUAUGCUCCGUUGGGCCGCCCGUUACCGUGUAACAUGCAUGUGGUCAGCUUCAAGGUGCAUCGGCCCAUGCCCAAUGCCUCGGUGCAUUCGGAGCCGCCUCUAGCCCUGCUGCUGCACCGCAGGGGCUUUGAUCACAGCUUUGGGGGUGCGCACCGCGAGGCUCCCUGCAAGAUCACCCCCACCGGCCAAGUGCACCUUGCACGCCUCUUCUCCGGCGCUUAUGUAACAGAGUUCGAAGAGUUUCCACUUAACCUCGUCCGUCCCAGCCCGAUAGCAGCAGAUUCGGGGGGUCCUGGUCAGGGUUAUGAGGAUUCGCUGGGACUCGCGAACAUGCCGUACACCGGAAAGAGCUCGCUCGCUCUCAUCGCGAGGGUUUCGGCAGUUGGAGUGGGUCUCGCCUACGGCGCGGCGAUGCUCACGUACCUUCGGGCACAGAAGGCUGCAGCUGCAAAGAAGAAUCCUGGCCACCAUUGA